AUGACCCCAAAAGCCAAGAAGGAAGCUCCUGCCCCUCCCAAAGCCGAAGCCGAAGCCAAAGCCAAGGCCCUGAAGGCCAAGAAGGCAGUGCUGAAAGGUGUCCACAGCCACAAGAAGAAGAUCCAUACAUCCCCCACCUUCCGGAGGCCCAAGAUGCAGUGCCUGCGCCAGCAUCCCAAAUACCCCUGGAAGGGUGUCCCCAGGAGGAGUAAGCUUGACCACUAUGCUGUCAUGAAGCUCCUCCUGAUCACAGAGUCUGCUGUGAAGAAGAUGGAAGACAACAAAACACUGGUGUUCAUUAUGGAUGUCAAGGCCAACAAGCACCAGAUCAAACAAGCCAUGAAGAAGCUCUAUGACAUUGGUGUGGCGAUAGUCAAUACCCUGAUUAGGCCCGAUGGAGAAAAGAAGGCAUACGUGUGGUUGGCUCCUGAUUAUAAUGCUCUGGAUGUUGCCAACAAAAUUGGGAUCAUCUAAACUGCAUCCAGCUCUCUAAUUCUAAUAUAUGUUUUUCAUCAUA
This is a messenger RNA of Ochotona princeps (American pika), 517 nucleotides long. Its product is annotated as large ribosomal subunit protein uL23-like. Bases 1 to 474 code for a protein of 157 amino acids. The transcript has a single exon. Gene Ontology annotation, cellular component: ribosome; cytosolic large ribosomal subunit. The record is from RefSeq and is a predicted model, not a curated record. Gene Ontology annotation, molecular function: structural constituent of ribosome. Gene Ontology annotation, biological process: translation; ribosomal large subunit assembly. NCBI's taxonomy places the organism in Eukaryota, Metazoa, Chordata, Mammalia, Lagomorpha, Ochotonidae.